CAGAGUGUCUUCAAAAAAAAAACAUACCAGAGCAUUUACAAUAAUAUUUCGCAAUUAUGGCAUCUCGGAAACGAAAUGAUUUCCUCGACAUUGUCUCCGACGACGAAGAGGGCAGCGACCGCGGCUAUGAUUCCGAAGCCGCGGAGGAGAGCAAAGGCCGAUCGUCCAAACGGAGGAAGGUCGAUACGAUCGAUAACUCGGAUGAGGAGGUUGAAGAUUUCAGCGAUGAAGAGGAGCGAAAGACAUCUAAUGAGAAUGACGGCGACGACGACGAGGAGGUAGAGGAGGAGGACAGCCACAGUUUGAGAGAUGAGGAUGACGAACGAGAAGAAGAAGAGGGAACAAUGUGGACGGCCGAAGAGAAGGCGGGUUCAAAGAACAAGAAAGAAGCGAACAAACCAGUCAAGCCGACGAAGAAGAACAAGACGGGGGUGAUCUACCUGUCGUCGCUGCCACCGUAUCUGAAGCCGUUUGCGCUCAAGUCGCUGAUCGAGGCGCGCGGUUUCGAACCCAUCACACGAGUAUUCCUGACUCCUGCGGUACCGUCUGCGUCGGCGCCGAAGCGGCGCUCAUCGAACAAGCGCAAGACCUACACGGACGGCUGGGUGGAGUUCCAGUCGAAGAAGACGGCCAAGAUCUGCGCGGAGACGCUGAACGCCUCGAUUGUCGGCGGAAGGAAGGGCGGCUGGUACCACGACGACGUGUGGAAUAUGAAGUAUCUGAAGGGGUUCAAAUGGGCGGAUCUGAUGGAGCAGGUGCAGCGGGAGCGGUCGGAGAGAGAGGCAAAACGCCGCAUCGAGGAUGCCCGGGCCCGCAGAGAGGAGAAGGUCUUCCUGGCGGGGGUGGAGAAGGGCAAGGCCCUGGCGGGGAUGAUCAAGAAGAAUGAGGAGAAGAUGAAGAAACGAGCGCAGCAGGAGACUGGUGGUGGCGCCUCUGAUCAAGCGCCUGACGAGAUGGCCCGCGUUCGGAGACUGUUCAGGCAGAAUGAAGCAAUGCGCAGGAAGGAUGCGAACGAUGAGAGUGCCCUUGGCGAGGACACGAGACGGCUUUUAGGGAAGAUCUUCUAGAACUCUUCUCGUUGUUGGGCGUUCAUUAACUUACCUUACCUUACUCUAUAAAGAUAUCCAUAUGAUAGACGGUUUGUACAACUAAUACGCAUCGGAGCUCAAGUUAUGUAGCUCUUUGUACAUCACUCGACCUUGGAUUUAGCU
Messenger RNA from Penicilliopsis zonata CBS 506.65, 1211 nucleotides. RefSeq lists its product as hypothetical. The record is from RefSeq and is a predicted model, not a curated record. The transcript has a single exon. Gene Ontology annotation, biological process: endonucleolytic cleavage in 5'-ETS of tricistronic rRNA transcript (SSU-rRNA, 5.8S rRNA, LSU-rRNA); endonucleolytic cleavage to generate mature 5'-end of SSU-rRNA from (SSU-rRNA, 5.8S rRNA, LSU-rRNA); small-subunit processome assembly. Bases 57 to 1067 code for a protein of 336 amino acids. Lineage: Eukaryota; Fungi; Ascomycota; Eurotiomycetes; Eurotiales; Aspergillaceae. Gene Ontology annotation, cellular component: nucleolus. Gene Ontology annotation, molecular function: RNA binding.